Acanthochromis polyacanthus (spiny chromis) is the source of this 3388-nucleotide messenger RNA. RefSeq names its product solute carrier family 26 member 6 (gene slc26a6.2). The record is from RefSeq and is a predicted model, not a curated record. The coding region runs from base 424 to 2424 and encodes 666 amino acids. The transcript is spliced from 18 exons. NCBI's taxonomy places the organism in Eukaryota, Metazoa, Chordata, Actinopteri, Pomacentridae. Gene Ontology annotation, molecular function: secondary active sulfate transmembrane transporter activity; bicarbonate transmembrane transporter activity; oxalate transmembrane transporter activity. Gene Ontology annotation, cellular component: membrane. Gene Ontology annotation, biological process: transmembrane transport.
UCUGUAAAAACUGAGCUGGGAUAACGGAGGCAUUCAUGGCACUGAGUGGGCGGUGAAGGGGAGGAGAAAGGGGCUGUAACCUGGUUGCAAUGUGCAGAGUUCAAGGCUGUUCUCCACCUUCCCCAACUCACAUGUGAAGCUUUUGUAGCUGUUUGUUGCCCUCAUACGUGCACACAUUCACCAUCGCACGUGUUGUAUUACUUAUAUUGACGUGGCCGUUUACUGUAGCGAUAAACUCAACCUGCUGCUGCUGCUUUGAUUUGCUGUGCUUGUUAUCUAGACACUUAUUCUUCUCUGUCACGUGACUUCACAUUUUACACAACUAAAAAAAAAGUCAGAGAGACGCAUUAAACACUCAGAGUUCAAAUAAGUACAAAGUGCUGCUUCGUUGUGCUGCCAGUAAUCUUUUGACAGUGAUUUCGGAUGGACAGCGCUGAGCCUAAUGGCCUUCCUCACCACAGGAAACCUUAUCUGGCCAUCGCCCUGGAUGAAGCGCAGCUGGACGUUCUGGGGCAGCGGGUAGAAAAGAAGUCCCAGUCAUUGUUGGAGAGGGUGAAGGCAAAAUGUUGGUGUUCUGGUCCUAGAAUGAAGAGCCUCCUGCUGGGCUUCAUUCCCAUCCUGUCAUGGCUGCCGCGGUAUUCCAUCAGAGAAAACGCUCUCGGAGAUCUGAUGUCUGGAGUCAGUGUCGGGAUCAUGCAUCUGCCACAGGGGAUGGCCAAUGCCAUGUUGGUAGGAGUUCCUCCAGUGUUUGGGCUGUACACGUCGCUCUAUCCUCUCAUCAUCUACUUCAUCUUUGGCACUUCCAGACACCUCUCCAUUGGUACUUUUGCUGUCCUUGCCAUCAUGAUUGGUUCAGUGACAGCUAAGGUGGAGUUGCUUAGCAGCAGCGAUGAAGAGAGUCAGAUUGCAGUGGAAGCCACCAAAGUGAACCUGGCUGUACAAGUCACCUUCCUCUGUGGCCUCAUGCAGCUGCUACUGUACCUGCUGCUGGGAGGCGGUGUGUGUCGCUGGCUGUCUGAGCCAGUAAUUAAAGGAUAUAUGAUGGCAGCAGCUCUUCAUGUGGUCGUCCUGCAGCUGCCACUGAUGACGGGGAUUCCUGCUCAGAGAUACACCGGACUGCUGCCUUCAGCCUGGACUUUAAAGGACAUUCUGUCCGGAGUGACCGGUGUCGUACCAGGAACUCUGUCAGUCUCAGUGGUUUCAGCAGCGAUGCUCAUCGGGGGAAAGAUUCUGAACGAGCGCUUUAAGAACAAGCUGCCUGUUGCUAUACCAUGGGAACUUAUACUGAUCGUCCUGGGCACCAUCCUGUCGGUGCAGAUGGAUCUGGCUGGACAGCAUGGAGUCCAGGUGGUGGGACGCAUACCCAGUGGCUUGUCUCCUCCAGUCCUUCCCUCCAUCUCUCAGACCAGAGAACUGUUUAUUCCAGUUCUGUCCACAGCUCUGGUGGGAUUCAGUUUCCUCUCAGCGAUGGGUUCAGUAUUCGCCAACAAACACGGCUACCGGUUCGACCCCAAUCAGGACCUGCUGGCUCUGGGUCUUUGUAACACCAUUGGAUCCAUGUUUCAGUGUUUUGCCAUCAGCUGCUCCUUUUCUCGCAGUAUGGUCCAGGAAAGUAUCGGUGUCAAAUCACAGAUGGCAGGUCUGUUAUCAGCUCUGAUGAUUCUGACUAUCCUGUUGAAGAUCGGUCAUUUCUUUGAGCAGCUGCCAAAGGCAGUGCUGGCAGUCAUCAUCGUGGUGAACCUGCAAGGGAUCCUGGCUCAGUUCAAAGAUGUGUGUCUGUACUGGAAGGCUGACAGAUUAGACUUGCUGGUGUGGGUAGCGUCGGUUAUUUCCACCCUGAUCUUUAACCUAGACCUGGGUCUGGCUGUGGCCGUCGGCUUCUCUCUGCUGGCUCUCAUCUACAGGAUGCAGCACUCCUCCACUGUUGUUUUGGGUCAUAUUCCUGCGACAGACUGUUACAGAGAUGUGGGACUCUACCUGGAGGCCAGACCGGUUCCUGGGGUCACUAUACUCUCAUGUUCCAGCCCACUUUACUUUGCCAACUCUGAACAGACUUUCAAACAGAUCACACAGAUGGUGAGUCACGGUCAGAAGGAGAACCCAGCUGGAGGACAAACCUCCUCCACCUCCUCUUCAACUCCUAAUCACUGCCUGGUUCUGGAUCUGAGCUCCGUCUCCUUCAUGGACUCUGUGGCCGUGACGGCGUUUAUUAAGGUUGUGGAGGAUUUGGACGUCCAGGCCGUCAGAGUGUUUCUGGCUUCCUGCCCAGAGAGAGUUUUCUUCCAGCUCCAGACUCAGGGUUUGAUUCCAGACCUCCUGUCCAGCUCCUGUCUCUUCCCAUCCGUCCAUCACGCCGUCCAGCACUGUCUCAGCGUCCUGCCCACGGCUCUGCAGGAAAUCAACUUGGAUGCAUGCGAAUGUUGAACCUACAGCUUCUGCAUUUGUACAUGAAUUAUAAUUUAACAGUGUUACAGAAAAGAAGCUUCCACACAUAAACUGAUGAGAAACAAUCACAACUUCGUUUUACCACAAAAGAACACUUUCACAGUAUAUAUGUGCCUGUAUUUCUCACAAUUUUCCAGACAAUAAAUGUAAUUUUUGUUCAGUUUGUGUCGUCAUUGAUCCAAUUAAAGGCACAUCUGAGGAAAAAAAAGUUCUGGUCAACCUCUGAGUAACCCUAAUCCUACCCCUCACCUAACCCUAGACUGUAAGUAAAGGGAGCCUAACCCUAAUCAUAACCCUACCCCUACACCUGCUCUAACCCUAACCAAACUCUAGCCCUUUCUGCUGCUCUGUACUAAUAACUGAUGGAAUUCAAACCUACAACUGGCCGUUUAUGAGGCUUUGUCCUUUAAGUAAUUGAGGUUUCAGUGACAAUGCAGGGAGUUAUCUGCAGAACUCAUCAGUCAUUACAGCUCUAUCAUAAAUCUACAGAAUUUUUUUCCCCUUCCCACUGUUGCCAAGUGCUUGCUUAAAGGGAAUCCAAGGGAAACUUUUGAUUUUGGGGGGUAUCUCUUUAUAAAUUUCACAAGAGGUGAUUUACACCGAUCAGACAUAACAUCAUGACCACCUGCCUCAUGUUGUGUUGGUCCCUCUUAUGUGGUGGACGAUGCUCUGAACCAUUGGGUCUGGACAGGAGGACCUCUUCGGGUGUCCUAUGGGGUGAUGUGAUGGUAGACCGGAGAGGAGUGUAAUUGUUCUGGGGCAGUGUUUAUUUUGGUGUCCAAGUCUCACUAACAUGGAUGCCAGAAUCCAAAGUUCUCCAGCAGACAACCUCAUAGAACCAAUAAGAUUGAUGAUUUUCCUGUCAGUGGUUUUAAUGUUGAGAAUGAUCGUGUGUGUUGUGAACUGGUACUAUACAAAUAAAACUGAAUUGAAUGUAAACUUU